Messenger RNA from Populus nigra (black poplar), 2023 nucleotides. Its product is annotated as rop guanine nucleotide exchange factor 3-like. Bases 313 to 1752 code for a protein of 479 amino acids. Gene Ontology annotation, molecular function: guanyl-nucleotide exchange factor activity. The transcript has 8 exons. The record is from RefSeq and is a predicted model, not a curated record. NCBI's taxonomy places the organism in Eukaryota, Viridiplantae, Streptophyta, Magnoliopsida, Malpighiales, Salicaceae.
AAUAUUCAUGUCCACCAUAUAAAUCUUCAUCUCAUAUCAAGAAACACAACAAUCCAACGGUCAAAGUUUUUUUUUCCCCUGAUCUCUUAAGAACACGGAGGUAUGAGUGCUUGUCCAGCGAAAGCGUACCUUUUGGAAAGAAAAGGCUACAAGAAAUAAAGAGAAGAAGAAGCAUAGGAAGUAGGGAAGUGUUCCAGACGGUACUCAUCAAUAUUCAGCUUACUAGCUAGCAAGUGUCAUCAGCUAUUACAAAAUUCAAAUUUUCCCUAUUAAAGAUUUCUGAGCAAUUACGCCACAAGUACUAGUCUUUAAAUGGAUAAUUCAUCGAAUUUUGACGAAAUUUCUGAGCCCAGUUAUCAACCCUCACCUUCUUCUUUGGAUCAAAAUGAUCAAUCAACCGUGGAAACUCCAGUGUACUCAACAAUGAGUGGUGAUUCUUUCAUGUUCGGUCGGACUUAUUCAGAGACCUCAGCCUUUUCUGAUCCCAUAGAUGAUAACAGCUAUUCAAGUGAACCUUCUCCUUCUCACUGGCCAGUAACCAAAUCUGGAGCACAAAAUCAGGCUAUGUUUGGAAGACUAGAAAUGAAGCAACAGAAGCAAGAUGUGGAUGACAAGUUGGAUGAUCAAGAAUCAGUUGACUUAGAACUUGAGACGAUGAAAGAAAGAUUCUCAAAGCUCUUGCUUGGCGAAGACAUGUCAGGAAGUGGCAAAGGUGUCUGCACAGCUGUUACUAUAUCAAAUGCCAUAACCAAUCUCUAUGCAACUGUGUUUGGGCAAAAUUUGAGAUUAGAACCACUGAAACCUGAGAAGAAAUCGAUGUGGAAGAGAGAAAUGGAUUGCCUUCUUUCCGUAUGUGAUUACAUAGUAGAAUUUAUCCCCAAGUCUCAGAAUUUACGAGAUGGGACAGCUCUUGAGGUGAUGGAAAGUAGACCACGAUCAGAUAUUUACAUCAACCUUCCGGCAUUAACAAAGCUAGACGCGAUGCUCAUAGAAGUACUGGAUAGUUUCCAAGAUAGAGAAUUUUGGUAUGCAGAACAAGGAAGCAUGUCAUCGAAUUCAACUUGUUCGGGCUCAUUUCGCAGAGUUGUUAUUCAGCGCAAAGAGGAGAAGUGGUGGGUGCCAGUCCCAUGCGUCCCACCAGAUGGCCUCUCUGAGAAGUCGAGGAAGCACUUGCGACACAAACGUGACUGUGCAUAUCAAAUUCACAAAGCUGCCAUGGCCAUUAACAGUAGCAUUCUUACCGAGAUGGAAAUUCCACACUCUUACAUGGCAUCUCUUCCAAAGAGUGGAAGAGCGAGUCUGGGGGACACGAUUUACCGUUACCUGUGUACAGCAGACGGAUUCUCCCCAGACCAUCUCCUUGACUGUCUCAACUUAGCAUCAGAACAUGAAGCACUUGAGCUUGCAGACCGAGUCGAAGCUUCAAUGUACACAUGGAGACGCAAAGCAUGCCUAAGCCACUCAAAAUCCUCUUGGGACAUGGUAAAAGAUCUCAUGUCUGACAUUGACCGAACUGAUAAAAAUCAUGUUCUAGCAGAAAGAGCCGAGACCUUGCUAUUUUGCUUGAAGCAGAGAUACCCUGAACUUUCACAAACAUCCUUGGACACUUGCAAAAUCCAGUACAAUCGGGAUGUGGGACAAGCAACACUAGAGAGCUACUCAAGAGUUCUAGAAGGGUUAGCAUUCAACAUUGUUGCUUGGAUCGAAGAUGUUCUUUUCGUGGACAACUCAGUGAGAACUCAAGAUCAAUAGACACCGCAUGAGUUUCAAACAUCAGUGAAAUAUAAGAUAUCUUAAUCAAGGAGCUCUAUCCCAGAUCAUUGUCCAACAACUUUCUGUAACGCGCAAGUUUUGUAAGGAAUAGAGUGAUGAGUCUAAGAAAUUCCAUGUACUAUUGUGUGUAAGAAGUUGAAGGCAGUAGUUCUUACAUAGGAAACAUUUUCUGUAUUGACUCAGAUCUUUUGAGCAAGAUAUGUACAUUCCGCAUCCAGUUAAGAUAAUUUUCAUUCUGAAACCUCAAGAA